Molecule: messenger RNA, 1758 nt
Organism: Strongyloides ratti
Lineage: Eukaryota; Metazoa; Nematoda; Chromadorea; Rhabditida; Strongyloididae
Product: DNA polymerase eta
Exons: 1
Coding region: 1-1758 (585 amino acids)
Biological process (GO): response to radiation; error-prone translesion synthesis
Cellular component (GO): nucleus; site of double-strand break; replication fork
Molecular function (GO): damaged DNA binding; DNA-directed DNA polymerase activity
Source: RefSeq, a predicted model, not a curated record
AUGUCAGUAACAGAAACAAAAUAUCAUUAUAUUGGCCUACUGGAUGUUGAUGCUUUUUUUGCUCAAGCAGAACAAGUUUUAGAUCCAUCAAUACGUGGGAAACCUGUUGUAGUUCUUCAGUCAACACAAUAUGGUGAUGGGCAAGUUAUAGCAUGUUCAUAUGAAGCAAAAAAUUUAGGUAUUAAAAGGGGAAUGAAUAAGAAUGAUUUAAAAAUUUUUAAUGGUGUCCAAAUUCGGAGAAUGCCAUUAAGUUCCCAUUCAAAUAGUUCGGAUCGAACAAAAUAUGAAAUGGAAUCUGUUAAAAUUUUUAAUGUAAUCAAAGAAAAUUCUGGUUGUACAAUUGUUGAAAAGGCAUCUAUAGAUGAGAUGUAUCUUGAUAUGACAGAACAUGUAAAAAAUGUUAUGAAAAAUGAUUUGAAACCAUUUAUUAAUGAAGUUAUGCAAAAAAGUAACAUUUUUGAUCGAUGUUUUUUAUCAUCAACUAAUGAUGAGGAAGAAACUAUGGAAAGUGGUAAAAUUAAUUUAAUGGAACGUUUCUCUAGAGCUGUUGAUGAAGAGGACAAUGAUACAUUAGCUUUUUAUGUAGCAUUUGUUGAAGCUUUUAGAUUAAGGAUGUUGAUAAAAGAAAAAACUAAUUAUGAAACUUCUGUUGGUGUUAGUUAUUCAAAAAAGAUUGCUAAAUAUGUUUGUAAAAGACAUAGACCAUUUGCAAUGACUAUAAUGUUACCAGAACAAUUUUCUAAUGUUUAUGGAAAAGCUAAAAUAGUCGAGAUUACGGGAUUUGGUGGUAUUCUUGGAAAACAACUUGUAGAAAAAUUUAAUAUUGAAACUAUUAACGAAUUAGAUAAUACUUCUGAUUAUCGUUUAUAUGAUCAUUUUACUGUUGAUGAGGUUAAAAAAAUUAGAAAAAUUGUAAAUGGUAGUCUUGAUGAUGAAGUUAAAGCAAGAAGUCGAAAUUCUGAUGUUUCUUGUUCAAAAACUUUUAGAAAUGGUUUAAAUAAUUUGAAUGAAAUUAUGAAAAAUUUAAUGGGUAUUGCUAAAGAUCUUCAUAAUAAAUUAAAAUAUGAAAAAGAGCAAGGUAAAAGAGUGCCAACAAGUUUUGCUUUUUAUCAUAAUAUUGGAAUUAAUAAUGAAAAUGCAUUAAUGAAAAGAAAAAGUUUAAUUAUGAAUGGAGUAGAUUAUGAAAAUUACUUACCUAAAAUUGCUCUAGAAUAUCUAAAACAGUCUAUACCUGAUUUUGGUACAAAUAAAAUAUUUGUUAUUGGAUUUACAGCUUCGAAAUUUGAAGAUACUUCAAGUAGAAUUCCAAUAACUGCAUUCUUCAGUAAAGUAAAUGAAAGUAGAAAAAGAAAAUUGGAUGUAAAAGAUGGAUGGAAUGAUAGUUUUAAGGAAGUUUCUAACAUAAAAAAUGAAAGUAGGAUAUUAUCAAAAACAACACAAGAUAAAGAUGUAACGGAAAAAAAUGUUUCUUCCAAAGAUAUUGAAGUAAUUGUCAUUGAUAGUGAUGAAAUAGUAAAUAAUUCAACUGAGAAAAAAAAUCAAGAUAAUAGAGAAAAUAAAUCAGACGAUUUUUCCGAUGAUGAAAUACAAGUUAUUGGAUUUGUAAAUAAUAUAUCGGAAGAUAAAACAAAGAAAAACAAACUAAAAACUAAAAAGGAUAUACAAAAGCUUGUAAAACUUAAUGAAAGAAAAGAAAACAAAAUUCAAAAAGGACAAAUGUCAAUUCUUCGAUAUACAAAACAUCCCAAAAAUGAAUAG